This is a messenger RNA of Capra hircus (goat), 901 nucleotides long. RefSeq names its product phorbol-12-myristate-13-acetate-induced protein 1 (gene PMAIP1). The record is from RefSeq and is a predicted model, not a curated record. Gene Ontology annotation, biological process: apoptotic process; DNA damage response; release of cytochrome c from mitochondria. The transcript has 2 exons. Gene Ontology annotation, cellular component: mitochondrion. NCBI's taxonomy places the organism in Eukaryota, Metazoa, Chordata, Mammalia, Artiodactyla, Bovidae. The coding region runs from base 192 to 356 and encodes 54 amino acids.
AUACGACCCGAGCGCGCGCUGCAGCGAUCGCAGAGCUGCGAGGUUCUUGCAGGCGCCGGUUCAGCUUUUUCCUGCUCUGUGCGGACCGUCGUCUCCUGCCCGUUCUCCCCUCGCAGCCCGCGUCCUGCAGACCCGAGGUGCUCGGGUUGCAUCGCUGAGUUGCCCCGGUCUGCCGACGGCCGUCUGCAGAGAUGCCUGGAAGGAGGGCUCGUAGGAGCGCCCAGCCGAGCCCCACGCGGGUCCCGGCAGAUCCUGAAGUUGAGUGUGCCAUUCAGUUGAGGAGAAUUGGAGACAAACUGAAUUUCCGGCAGAAACUUGUGAAUCUGAUAGCCAAACUCCUCCGCUCAGGAACUUGACUUAAGAAGCUUUCGAAUGAGGAGACUCCUUUCAAAGGAAGAUUUCCCAUUAGGUGCAAAUUUCAUCAAUUAGAGGAGAGACUGCCUUGUAAUGGGGAAGAAUGUGAAGGAACUCUCAGUUGCUUUUGAAUGCUCUUGGAAAUGAAGAUGGAUGCAUGAAUUUUUGUCGGAGGUUUGCCAGAAGUUGUUGUUUGGGACUCGAGAACAUUAAAAAUCCACUUUUUAUUUUAAAACAAGAAUGGAGGAGCUUUGAACAUGGGGAAUCAAUUCUUUAUACAUUUUGGUUUUGUUUAGAGACUUGUUCUAGUAUUUUUGCUGAAGGUUGCUGCCCAGUGUAAGAGGAGCUGACACAUGAUUAUGGACUAUGGUCAGGGGCUGAGAAACAGAAUACACUCCACGUUUGUUUCUGCUUUGGGGGACAAUGACGGAACAGUGUGUGAUCUUUGGUUUAUGUAUAUUAUUUUGUUACGAGUAAAACUUUUAUUUUGAGAACACUGAAUGUGAUAGUGACUGUCACUACAAAAUAUAAACUAAUUUGAAAAUUU